UUUAAGGUUGUCAAUCAGGUUUAUACUGAUAUAAUGGAUUGGUAAGGAUUUUACUAGUGGUACAAUCGAUUCAUUUUAUUUCUACAAAAAGACCCUCGUUAUAGUUUGGCCCGAACUAUAGACAAACUUUCUACUUUGGCCCGUGGUAUCGGAAAUUGCUAUUCUGACAUAAACUAUGUAGCAUACUUUCUUAUUUGGCCCAGAGGUGGGUUUGACCAUUAAAUUAGACGGUCAAUCGAGUUUACCGUUAGUUAAAAACCUCACUUGCCACGUCAGCUAUCAGGAAAUAAAAAAUUACUUUUUAUUUUUGAAUUUCUAAAAUUAAUUAAAAAUAAUUUGGAGAGCUCUUUUAAUUAAUUUUUUCGUUUAUUAUUUUUAUUGUUAGAAAAUAAACAAAAUUCGAAAAAUUCAAAAUUAAAAAAUUAAUUUUUUAUUCCCUGAUAGCUGACGUGGCAAGUGAGGUGGAACUUGACUAACGGUCAACUCGGUUGACUGUCUAAUUUAACGAUCAAACCAGCCUCCGGGCCAAAAAAGAAAUUAAUUUUUUAUUCCCUGAUAGCUGACGUGGCAAGUGAGGUGGAACUUGACUAACGGCCAACUCGGUUGACUGUCUAAUUUAACGAUCAACUUGACUAUAUUACAUGUUUAGUAUAUUACAUGUUUUGAGUUUGACCAUUUGGUCGGAACCUUCUAGCCUAACCUUAUGAUACAAAUUCAACUUGCACCCGAAAACACAACGGGGCUGGACUAUCCAGGUGCGAAGAACCCCGGAAGUUACUGCAAUGAGCAGAAAUCUCACUCACCGGCCUAAACGACAAGCAAACACUCGAACGCGAGAGCAAGGGAUCACCCAACGAAUGGACGAGCCCCAAGGAUGGAUUGAAAGCUAAGCAGUGGUAAUUUGAUAGAUUUACCGGUGGAAAAAUAGGGAGGAGCAUUGUAGCAUUCAUUUUCAUGUAGGUACGUAGGUUUAUAUACAACCUUGACAUACAUAUAUACUUGGGCUAUGUAACUAGGGAAUCGGCGCGCAGCGGGACAAACUACAUUGCACACAACACACGUUACCUGGUUGGACCUUUUUCCCCCUGCAGGCUACACAUGACAAUGGAUGCCGCCAAAGAUCGAUCAUGAUGAUGGAAAUCGGACCGAAAUCUCUGCUUAUAUCAAGGGAGAAAUCUUGAUCGAAAAGUGCUGCUGCGCCUGCUACUCGAUGUCGAUAGAUCGAUACAUAUAGUGACCACUUUUAAGUUGAAAAGGCAUGCCGAACGUGCAAACGAAAUUCAUCAAUCCUUUCCCCUGUUUUCUCCAUCAUCUUAUCGGAAAGUGAAUUGGGCCAACUAGUAGCUUACCUUUCCUUACAAUUCACACCACGAUCUGCAGCAUGUGAUGCAUUUCCUGACUUUAUUGGAGUCCUUCCAUCAAAUCUACAAUCCGAUCUUUAGUAACCAAAACGACAAGAAGCACAAAGCCAACCCAACUACCCCUGCCGGCCGGCCGGCCGUAGUAAUUGGGUUUGGUGAUCAUUGUCCGAAAGAUCUUUUCGUCAUCAAUAGUCAUCUGUACAGUGUUGAUGAUGGCAAAGUUUCUGAUCCUCAGCCAAUCUCUUUAUGUUAUGUCUGUGAUCAAAAUGGGACAGUGGAGGUGGCUGAAAUAGUGCAUUUUAUCGGAUAUACGGUCUGGUCUGUAUCAUACAGUUUUCCAACUCUUAACACACCCCUUCAAACAAAAGCCGACCCCUAUGAGGUUGGAAUUUGCACAGGCAGCUCGAGAUACCAUACUUAACAUAACGGACGAGGGUGUUCGAGAUUGGAUUCGAACAAAAUAUAUCUCAGUUUCACAAGAGACUGUAAUAUAUCAUGUAAAGAAUCAAUUGGUCUCAACUUUCGACAACUCAAGUUAUUGAAAUCCACGAUUAAUAAUGCUACUCUAACUACUCAUACACUAGCCAAAUUGCCCAACUGUACUAUGUUGGCCUGAAAUGGACCACUUGGACGGAAGAAUUCGAUUAAAGGGACAAAGGACUUGGCUGGCUGAAGAAAAUCUGAGUACGGCACCGACAUGAAAUAACUAGGCAGGCUCACAUUUCCUCCCCCGCUGUCCAAUCUCAGGAUGUGAGCAUAUUUGUAUCCAUUCUUCCACUGUUUCUCCUUGCCAAAUGCCAACCCAAUAAUGAACCGGCGGUCGGUCACCAUCAUCUCAAUAAUUCACAUUUUAUUCAACUAAAUUAACAAUUCUAUAAAUCCAUUGGAUCAUUUGACGAGCCAUACUUAUGCAUUUGAAGAUAGUGAAUUACAGUAUCAGAUCUUACUAAACACCAGCAUUUUUUUUUUUUUUUUUGUAAUUGGAGGGAGAUCCAGAGAACAAUUAAUGUCUUAAAGUUUGUUGCUAUAGGAGACUAACCAAUGAUACAAAUUGUUACUAAUUUACUUAAAACAAAUAAAUAAACUAAAAGAAUAGUCCACAAAUUAACCACUUGACUCACGAUAUACAAUUCAAUUGUUUCAAUACUAGACCAAAUUAUUAUCAUAUUACGCUUUAGGCGUUCAUUAAUUCCAAUAGCCUAUUAACAGAAAUUACCUACUCAUAAAGAGAACAACAAGUUAUAUAAUUAAUUAAGAAUAGUCCGGAUUUUUAUUCAAUUGAAAAGAGGAUUAGAGACCACGUUUAAAGUCGGUAAACUCGUCAAUCCAAAGUGAAAAAAGUUUCUCGAUUAAGCAUAGAAAUUAAGUAAAGGCAGCAAUCAUAUCAUCCAUAUCAAGUCGCCGAACAGACAGAAAGCAGAGGUCCAAGCUGUUUUGAUUAACCUUUUUUUCUCUGUUUGUUUCCGUAGAAAAAUAUUUCCCCCCACAAUAAAGUUAUGCCCGGAGAAUCUUGGCACAAAUCUUUCACAGUUGCACCCACACACCCAAUCCCAUAAAAUAAAAAUAAAAAUCAAUCAACACAAACAAAAUCAUUAUUAUAAUGAUUACGACGACGAGCGACACACCACCACAAAACACUCUCCAUAUUCCCACAUUAUAUACCCCCCAACCAAAAAACAAACCUCUCCCUCACCAUUUCCAUAACCUUUAAACCACACAUUAAUGGCUGCCAAUCCUUCCGUGCAAGUCAGAGAGGCCACCGUCAUCAAACCCGCCGCUCCGACGCCGUCCCACGUCCUCCCUCUCUCCGCCCUCGACUCCCAGCUCUUCCUCCGCUUCACCGUCGAGUAUCUCUUCGCAUUCAAACCACCGCCACAUCACCAAAAUGUCGACAUCGCCGAUCGAAUCAAGUCGGCGCUGAGCAAAAUUCUGGUCUCUUACUACCCCUUGGCCGGACGGGUCCGGCCCAGGCCCGAUGGUGGGCCGGGCCUGGAGGUGGUCUGUCGGGCCCAGGGCGGACUAUUCGUCGAGGCGGUCUCGGACUCGUUCGAGACCGCCGAAUUCGACGGCCCGCCCAAAUCGGUCAGGCAGUGGAGGAAGCUGCUGUCGUUCCAGGUCCCGGACGUGCUCAAGGGGGCCCCACCGCUGGUCGUCCAGCUGACGUGGCUCAAGGACGGAGGCGCCACGCUGGCGGUCGGGUUCAACCACUGCCUCAUCGAUGGGGUCGGCGGGUCCGAGUUCCUCAACUCGUUCGCCAGGCUGGCACGUGCGGCGGGAGCUGGAGGGAGCGAUGUGGUGAAUAAUCUAAAGCCCAAGCCCAGGCCCAUUUGGGAUCGCCACCUACUCGACCCGCCGGCCCACUACCCGCACUCAGUGAGUCACCCCGAGUUCGCUAGCGUCCCCGAUCUCUGCGGAUUCGCCGCUCGAUUCUCCAGCGACAAGCUCCUCACCCCGACCUCGGUGACCUUCGACCGGCGGAGUCAAAACGAGCUGAAACGGCUCGCUGCCGGACCGGGAUUCACGUCGUUCGAGGUGCUGGCGGCGCACGUGUGGAGGAGCUGGGCGAGGGCGUUGAGUCUGCCGGAGAACCAGACGCUGAAGCUGCUGUUCAGCGUCAACGUGCGGGACAGAGUGAGGCCGCACGUGCCGGCGGGGUACUAUGGGAAUGCGUUUGUGCUGGGGUGCGCGCAGGCGAGCGUGAAGGAAAUUGUGGCGGAGGAGAAAGGGCUGGGAGACGUGGCAAUGCUGGUGAGGAAGGCGAAGGAGCGAGUGGACGGGGAGUUGGUGGAAUCGGUGGUGGAGGAGGUGAGUCGGGGGAAGGCGCCGGACUCGGUGGGGGUGCUGAUAGUGUCGCAGUGGUCGAGGCUGGGGAUGGAGAGGGUUGACUUUGGGAUGGGGAGACCGGUCAGCGUGGGGCCGGUUUGCGUGGAUAGGUACUGUUUGAUGCUGCCAGUUCACGGUCAGGCGGACGGCGUUAGGGUGACGUUGGCUGUGCCUAACAGUGGGGCCGAGAAAUACGAGUAUUUAGUCAAGAGUCCAUGUUCCUGAUGAUCGGAUCCGCGCGCGGCCUGCCAACGGGGAUUUUGCCGAUGGGGCCUUUGGGUUGACUUUUUCUUUUGCUGUACAUUGUGAUUUCACAUUCUUUUCCGAUGAUGAUUUCGCUAUUUUUGUUUUUUACUUCUUUAUUAUUAUUCCGUGGCUAAUGGAUUCUAAUUUUCUCGGGUAGAGAAUCAAAUGGGCGAUGGGCAGAUCAAUAUGAAAAGCGAAAAAUGUAUUGGAUUUCGUUAGAUUGGACAAAUUAGCGGAAUGGAAGUCGAUAAUAUAAUUAGGGCUAGGAAACGGCGUGGUCUGGCAGACCAUAUAUACGGUCUAUGGUCCAGAUCGAGAGGCUGAAGUAUAGACCACAGACCAGACCAUAAACUAUACGGUCCGUUCUAGACCAUGCCUGUGCGGUCUGGUUCGGUCUGGUCUAGUCUAUGUAGACCACAGUAAAAAAAAUUGAAUAAUUUGUUUAGUCAACCACACAAAAAUUGAACCAAUAACCAAGAAUAAUAAUUGUUAUUUGCCUUAAAACAUUAAUCCUAACAUGCAUGCAUAAUUUUGAUACCCUAAAUCUUAGUACAUAACAAAGAUACAAAGUAAAAGCAUCCCAACUUGCACCAUAACGUCAUACACAUUAACAUAAUGUUAUAUUGAGACACGAUUAUCUCUACUCUUUGGUUAAAUAUAGUUGUAAAUGAAGGAGGGACGAGAUUCACAAAACUAAGACUUGGGUGUCGUUGUGGGAGUUGGGAGAGUGGUCGAAUGGGCUGUUAACACGUAUUGACAAGUCGGUUAGGUCCACGGUUUGGUCCGGUAAACUGCGGUCUAGACCAGACCAGACCAAGAGAUCAAAACAUAAAAUAAUACAGACCAUGGACCAGACCAGACCAUAUUUAACGGUGUACGAUCCAGACCAAACUGUGCGGUACGAUUUGGAUCACGGUUUUUCUAACAGUCUGGUCUAUUUUCCCAGCCCUAAAUAUAAUGUGGUUCAACCGAUAAUAUGUAAUGGAUAGACCAAAGUAAUUAUUAUGUUUGUAUGCUGUAUACACAUGACUAGUACUAUACAAUCUUCUGUUUGACGAAAUGAACUGAUCAGAUAACCAAAAAAAUUAUCCAUAUCAUUUUAAAUUUGAUACGGUGAUGGAUGAUGAUUGGGUUAGCCUAGGGUCAACAGCAGUAGAGUUGUAAAGUUAAUAUCUUUACUUAUUUUUUCUUUCCUUAGUUAGCUUUUGGACCCUUUUUUUUCAUGGUCAAAGCACGUAAUCUGAUCCUUGAUGAAAGGGAUUGCUAUGAUCUGAUGACCAUGUUUCCUUCAAUCAAGUUACUUUUUUUCAGGUUUUCCUUUCCACGGGUCACUUCGUUUGCCCUAUUUUCGUCCUUUAUUUUGUCUUCCCAUGGGGCUAUCUUCGUUUAAAUGUAGAGUUUGUGAAAUCGUAUCAACCGGUAUUUUUUUUAAAUAACUCUAUGUUAUAGUUUAAAUUGGUAUUUAUUUUAGGGAUAAAUAUUUGAACAUUUGUUAAUUUAUAAUUUCAUUACAAAAUAACAAAUUUUUUGUUGUACCACAUUCGAUACAAUAUUAUAAUUCUUGUUAAAUGAAUAAUUAACGAUAAC
Molecule: messenger RNA, 6017 nt
Organism: Linum trigynum
Lineage: Eukaryota; Viridiplantae; Streptophyta; Magnoliopsida; Malpighiales; Linaceae
Source: the annotation of a GenBank genome assembly